AAUUACCCUUAAAUCUUACUUUAAUUUUAUGAUCGAAUCGUUCCCAGCUGAAUUGAUGCAAAGAAUGAUGAUUAAAGUUUGUAGCUUUAUUUGGGUUUCUUUCAGGCAUUUGAUCGAACACUUGGUAGGCUUGAUUCCUUUUAGAGCAUAUUAUGAUUAUGUUUGUGAAUCAUGUACAGCUGAUUUGGUGGAGAAAAAGAUGGUUCAAUUUUGUGGGUUCUUGUGGGUUUUGGUUUGUGAUUCUGUUUUGAGUUCUUCUAGGCAUUUGAUCAAACACCUGGCUGGUUCAAAGUUUGAUGAUGAUCAUGGGAAAAACUUUGAUAAAAGUUUGGUUUUUGAUGAGCAAGAAGAUCAAUUUAUUCGAAGUUUAAGUGAUUCGGGUUAUUCGAUAUUUGAUGACCAAAAAGAUCGAAUUAUUCGACGAAUAAGUGAUACGGACUCUGUGAUAUCUGAUGGGCUUGGUGAAGAAGAGAAAUCUGAGUUUACUUUUGGGUUUCAAUAUCAGAUGAAAGAAGAAGAUUUGAUUAGUUAUAAUGAUAACAAAGGUGUAAAUGAUGUUAAAACAGGGGAAACAGGGGAGGUUUUUAUGAACACAAGUAAGUAUGAAUUUGUGCCUGUUCAAGAUAUAGGUGGGUUUGUUGUAGAGCCAAAAGCAGGUAACUUUACUGUUCAUGAGGUGUUUGUGGAAGAGGGUUUAAAGGAUGAUGUUUUCACCAUUAAAGAAAAGCGAAAAAGUCAAGAUUUUGAUGAAGUAGAAGUCAAAGAAGAGGCUAAAAUUGAAGUUGAACAGAAAGAUUUGAAUGAAAGUUCAAGGCUUUUGUCAAAUGUCAAAGUUGAUGAUAUCAUGGAUGCAGAGGUUUCUUUAAGUCCAAAUCUUCAAAGGGUAGUUGAGUUUUCGGAUAUAGUUGAAGAAACAUCGGAAGAAUCUGCAGUGGAUGAUUCAGGGUGUGAAGAAGUCCAAGAUUUACAGGAGAAAAGUGAAAGAAAUUCGGGUGGAAAUGAAGAUUUGAAGCCGGAUCAAGUUAAUUGGCUGGGAGAUUUUUUCAUGAGAAAUGAUAGUUUUUGUCAUGGAUAUGAUAUAUCAGAAGAAGUUGUAUCUGAUUCGCCUGAUCAUCAUUUGGAGUCAGAGGGUUCCAGUGGAUUUUUUUCGAUUAGUCCUCAAAAUGUUAAGUCUGUUGAUGAACAAGAGUUGGAAAGUUUAAUUCCUCCUGUUCAAGAAGAGGCUGAUGAUGAUUACGUUGAAUUCGAACCAAAUCUACUGAAGGAAAAACAUAAUUCUGAUUCCAGCAAACACGAAUUAGAUUCUGGUUUUGACAACUCAAUGGAACCAGAAAAUGACAUGAUGGAAGGUACCGAAUAUGAGGAAGAAGGUGAGGUAAACAUAAAAUCAUGGGAUUUUGAUUCCGAUGAAGAAGAUGAUGCUGAUGUUUUAUUGGAACAUCAAGAGUUGAUCGGUCAGAUGAAAAUGGAGCUGAAGAACGCAAGAACCGGAGGCCUUCCCACCAUUCUUGAAGAAUCCGAAACUCCAAGAGUGAAUGAAGAUUUAAAACCAUUAAAAAUCAAUGAGAAGUUGGAGCAUAGAGAUCUAUUGGCUGAGAUUCAGAAGUUCUACAAGAGCUACACUGAAAAAAUGCGAAAGUUAGAUGUCCUGAAUUACCAAACAUUGCAGGCCAUUAAUUUUCUAAGGAUGAAGCAUCCAGAGCAGAUGAGCACAGGAGAAAACGCAUCACUUUCAGCAAUAAAAUCGGUUCUUUUGCCUAGCUUAUGGCCAUGCAAAUUAAGAAGAAUUUAUGCAGAUCCGACAUUAAAAUCCAUCACUGAAUUGCAUAAGGAUUUAGAAAUUGUAUAUGUUGGACAAGCUUGUCUUUCAUGGGAGAUUCUACAUUGGCAAUACAAAAAGGCCAAAGAAUUACAGCUAUAUGAUCCUCAAGGGUAUCGAUCUUAUAACCAAAUUGCCAUUGAGUUUCAACAGUUUCAUGUUCUUCUUCGAAGGUUCACUGAAGAUGAGUUGUUUCAAGGGCCCAGAGUCCUUAACUACACAAAGCAGCGUUGCACCUUUCGCGGCCUUCUUCAAGUUCCUGCAAUCAGAGAUGACAAUUUGAAAGAAAAGAAGGCAAGAAAAGAAGAAGAAGAAGAUGCAGUUUCGAUUUCAACAAUGGCCAAAAUGAUUAAGGAAUCCAUGACGGUUUUCUGGGAAUUCCUUCACACUGACAAAGAUACUACGAAUUUGUUCUUAACAAUAAUCCUUCAAGGCAGUAAAGCGCAUCUUCAAGACCCUGCAGAUUCCGAGCUUUUCAUGGAUAUCAAAACAAUUCAUCAAAAGAAAGACAGGAGGCUCAAGGACAUGCUGAGAACAGGAAACUGCAUUGUGAAAAAAUUUCAAAAACACCAAGAAACUGUUAUGGAUCAACACAUGUUUGUUUCACAAGUUGAAUUAAGGUUGGUUUCAAGAGUUUUGAGUUUGCCAAGAUUAACCAGAGAUCAACUGCUAUGGUGCCAAAGUAAGUUGAAUAAUAUAAAGUUCAUCGAUCGAAAAAUUCAAGUUGAAGACAGUUUGUUUUUGCUUUUUCCAUGUUGAAAAACAUAAAACAUAUACAAAUGUCAUUAGUAGAGUCUGCCCUCAUCCCACUUCUUUAUCUUUUAUCAUGUGUUUUUUUUGUAAGGUAGAUGGAGAAGUUGUGGAUCCUGUAGUACAUAUUAGUAAAAGUAGCAGCUUAUUUUGGAGGGUUUAAUAUGUAAAACUUUUUAGAAUUUUAAUAUUCAUUGAAGUUUUGAAUAA
Erigeron canadensis is the source of this 2779-nucleotide messenger RNA. RefSeq lists its product as uncharacterized. The transcript is spliced from 5 exons. The coding region runs from base 29 to 2578 and encodes 849 amino acids. The record is from RefSeq and is a predicted model, not a curated record. NCBI's taxonomy places the organism in Eukaryota, Viridiplantae, Streptophyta, Magnoliopsida, Asterales, Asteraceae.